CACGCCUCGGUGUCAUGGCAGGAAAUGCGGAAGCGUAGAGAGACCGGAUAAAGAAAACGGUCAAAAUCUAUUUACCAGUUUCAGAAUUCGUUUUAAGACGUUGGAGGACGUCAGUUGAGCGCUUGACGCUUUCGUCAGUAUUGUGGGAACUAAUCUGUCGUUGGUCCGAACAAUUUCUAAACACUCAAGAGCUUCAUCAUGAGUAAUAUGGGGGAAGACAGUGAUUGUGAAGUGGACAGGAUCAUGACGGGCCGGCCGCCUAGCAGUUAUGGCUCCAUGAUGAGUGAAGAUCGUGAAGAUCUCGAUGACUUUGAUGAGCCUCCAGUACAAACGCUCAAAGUCAGUCUGGGAGGACAGACAGAGCUCAGACUGUAUCGCUCAGAAUCACCAGAGACAGCGAUUACUGAGCGUACACACACAAAUCAGUCCAGUGUUCAUAAAGAGGGAGUGUUUUUGAACCAACAUGCCAGCAUACAUGGAGUGGAGGCUUUUACGACCCAACAGAGCAUUGACAGAGAGCCUACAAUGCUGGAGCCGCUGCAGAGCGACAUUAGAACUGACGUUAUAAGAACAGAGAGAGAAAUGGAGGAAGAAAACCAUGAGAGACAAAUGGAGUUCAGUGAGAGAGACACAGAGGAGGUUAAUGAGGGAGCCAUGCAAGUGGAGCAGAAUAAACCAGACGUUCAGGAGGAGAGCAACGAAAGACAAAUCAAUGAUGAUUUUGAUGAAAUUGUUGUAGAUUUGGGCUUCUCCGAAUCUGAGCCUCCCCCUCAUCCUGCAGAAGGCGUCGGUCUACAGUUUCAACAUCCGCACCGCUCCCUCACCCUGCGUCAUGUAUUAAUGGCCAUGGUGACUAGUCUUCGUCCACUCAAGCCAGGAGAGUUGACUUAUUUUAAACGUAGUCUGUGCAGCCACUUCAGAUUCGAGCAUGACUAUUCAACGAUUGCUGAGAUUUCUGAUGCUCUGGAUCUGGCUGAUAAAUUGAUUGAGCUCUGUGGAUUGGGAGAAGCUAUAUAUCUCACUAUACGAUCACUCGAAAACAUCCAAAAGGACAAUCUGGCCAACACUCUGAAGAAGACCUGUAGAAGAGCCUUGUUACAGCAUGAACUGAGACUGACCCACGAAAGGCGGUAUUACUCUCUUUAUGAAGGCCGUUGUCGUCCUGGUCAGCAGCGGUUCAUCAGCGAUGUCUACGUUGAACCUCUAACAGUCAUCAGAGGCGACAGGGACCCUGUCAACACUGAACAUGAGGUCAGACAGAGACCAUGUACGGUCCAGGAGACCAUAAUCAGGGCCGCUGACAUCUUUCGGCCCCUCCCCAAUGAGCAGGAAACAGUCCGUACCGUCAUGAUGACCGCAAUUCCUGGUUCUGGACUGACGGUCGCUGUGAAUAAGUUUAUUAUUGAUUGGAUGGAGGGGAAAACCAAUCAGGACUUUCAGUUUGUAUUCCCACUGCCAGGUAAGGAGCUACACCUUGGAAAAGAGGGUGAUCAGACCUUCCUAGAGAUGCUUGCUACCUUUUUUGCCGAAGCCGAAGAAAUCAGAUUCAUAGAAAAGGAUGAUUGCUUAAGUCUCUUCAUCAUUGACGCUCUAGAUCUUUGUCAUUAUCCACUGGACUUCCAAAACAAUGAGACUGUUACAAGUGUUCGCACCAAAGCAUCCGUGGAGACUCUGAUUAUCAGCUUGAUCAAGGGUACAAUGCUUCCUCAUGCCCGAGUUUGGAUCACUAGCCAUAGAACAGCCGCCCACAAAAUUCCCCCACAAUUCAUCAGCAGGUUUGUAGAGUUGAGAGGAUUUACAGAUGAACAGAAGGAGAUCUACUUCACCAAGAGAACCAGCGAUCCCCAGCUUGGUAGGAAAGUUUUUAACCACAUGAAGCGUUCCAGAUCUCUCCAUAUCAUCUGCCACCUUCCUCUCUUUUGUUGGAUGGUGGCGUACAUCUUCGAACGAUCAUUCCGCGACCCUAAAUUUGGUGAACACCCACCUGGCAUCACAAAUUUCUAUCCACAGUACGUCGUUGUCCAGAUGAACCGAUCGUUUGAGAGGUACCGAGGAUCAAGCGUAGAGGCACAACGAUGGAAGGAUGAAGAUAAGAUGUUUCUGGAGAAGAUGGGGAAGAUGGCAUUUCGGAUGCUUCAAGAUGGACGGGAAACGUUCAGGGUUGAAGAUUUACAUGACGUGGAUCUGAAAUAUGAAGAUUUGUGCACUCGGGAUGAAAUAACCACUGAGGUCAAGCGUACCAGUGAUGACCAGAGUACAUGGCACUUCAAGUUUGUGCACUAUACUUUUCUGGAGUACAUGGCGGCAAUGUACGCAUACGUGGCAUUCAGGAAACAUGGAAAAAAUGUGUUUGAAUCGAAAAACCCGUUAUCCAAGAUGUUAAGCAAGGAUCGUCCCGUGAUUGAGCUGUACCGUCCAGCAAUCGACCGUGCACUGAACUCCCAGAAUGGUCAACUGGACAUGUUUCUGCGGUUUCUGGUCGGAUUAUUAACGCCAGGAACCGAGAACCACCUACGUGGCUACCUGCUCAAUCACUACCAUCCGAAACCCAAAGGGACGGAAGAAGUGGUCAAGUACAUCCACAAAAAGAUCAAGGAAAAUGUCCAUCCUGAAAGGUGCAGGAACCUGGAAUUGUGUCUGGUGGAACUGGAAGAAGGCAAAAAUGACAGCUGAGAGGAAAAAGGCAGGAAAGUGUCUCUUGAGCUGCGCCUUACGUCUGGGACUAUUGGAUACAUUUGACAUCAUGGGACAGUAAAACACUAAACUAAACAGUGUCCUGGACAAAUAUACCAAUUAAAGGGGUAGUUCAUUAAAAAGUUUUGUCAUCUUUUUUUGAAGUUCCAAACUCGUAUGAGUUUCUUUCUUCAGUGAAACACCAAUGGAGACGAUUGAAGAAUAUUAACACUCAAUGAAAGCACAGUAUGGAUAUGAAAUUUGAGAGCUUUGGUGGAGAAGAGGAUUUUCAACGCAUAUCGACAAAAUAUCUCCUUUUGUGUUUCACGCGAGAAAGAAACCCAUGUGGGCUUGGAACAACAAAGGUGAGUAGAUGAUGUAAGAAUUUACAUUUUUGGGUGAAUUAAUUUUGUAAGUCUUUUUGGUACUGAGAACAGAAGACGAGGAUGUUCUGAUGAUGUUUUUGCAUCAGUCCUUUUCUAAAGAAAAAAACAAAACUACUAACAAAUGCUAGCUGCAGCUGAUGGAAUAAGAGGAUGUGAAUAGACAAUAAGGAAAUAAGGAAUAUCAUUGCGUGUAUAAAACAUUUUUUUUAGAGCUUCCAAAAAAUUAUAUGAUUUGAUGAUAUUCGAGAUUGUGUGUGUAUAUAUAUAUAUAUCAUAAACACAUACUUUAUAUUUCUAUAUGUGUAUAUUAUUAAUGCAUUUGCUCUGAAAUGGCUUUAAAGGGAUAUUCCAGGAUACAAGUUAAUUUCAUUCGACAGCAUUUUUUGGCAUAAUGUUGAUUACUACGAAAAUUUAUUUAGACUUUUUUUCUUUUUGUUUAAGCAAAAAUCAAGGUUACAGUGAGGCACGUACAAUGGGAGUGAAUAUGGACAAUCCAUGAAUUUUAAAAUACGGUUUCAAAAGUAUAGUCACAAGAUGUAAACAGUUUGUGUGUUUACAUGAAUUUAGUGUGAUAAAAUCACUUUUCUGUGUAGUUGUCCAAUUUUACAACUUCAUUGCCAUGAUGAUGUGUACAAUCUAAAACAACCGUAACAACGAUGAUUUAAUCAACUUUACAGCUCAAAUAAUACACGGUUUUUUUAUUGCUGAUUUGUUUCUCUCCCCAAUUUGCAAUGCCCAAUUCCCAAUGUCCUCCCAGGUCCUCGUGGUGGCAUAGUGACUCUCCUCAAUCCGUGUGGCGGAGGACGAAUCUCAGUUUCCUCCGUGUUUGACAAUGUCAAUCCGCGCAUCUUAUCACGUGACUUGUUGAGCACGUUACCGUGUGUUGAGGCUUCACGCUAUUCUUCGCGGCAUCUAUGCACAACUCUCCACACGCCCCACCGAGAGCGAAAACCACAUUAUCGCAACCCCAUGUGACUCUACCCUGCCUAGCAACCGGCCAGUUCGGUUGCUUAGGAGACCUGGCUGGAGUCACUCAGCACACCCCGGAUUCAAACUCGCGACUAGUAAGCGUCUUAACUCGCUGAGCUACCCAGACCCCCCUAAUUUCUGACUUUUAAUAAUUGGCCCCCCACUUUAAUUGUAGGUGCCUCGUUGUGAACCCAGAUUUGGUUUUGUGUUAAUCAAAAUGAUGCCACAAAUACUGUUGAUUGAGCUUAACUUGUCUUGAACCCAAAAUAUUAUCUCGCUGUUUACAUUCAUGUAGACGUAUACGACCGUUUGUAUUAAUACCUCACCAGGCAUUUUCAUGCAUAUUUAAAUACAUUUUACCGCUUGGUCGCGUAUCCGCAGUAUCUCUUCGAGCACUCUCAGAUCACAAGCACACAAAGCGCACAUGCUGGUACCAAAAUAAUUAAAUUAAAGUUUUCUUUAAGAUUCCCGUUACUUGUAAAGUUUAUUUCUCUCUCAAUAUUAGGCCUGUUAAGGCAGUCAACCAAUGAUUGUCUUGCAACCGACAUCAUAAACACCUCUGGCACAGAGUAAAAGAUCGAUCUCGUUAUUUUAAGAGUUGAUCGAAUCAUUCAAAAGAACAUUGUUUUACCAGCCUUAGCCAAAUAUCAUCAUAUCAUUUUCAUAUAUUCAGUAUAUUACCGAACCCUAGUAAGCAGUUACAUGUUUGCGUGUGUGUCAUUUUAACUACGUUUUUUACUUUGCUGUUUGGACAAGUAUACUGAAUGGAGACAUUACUUUAGGUGUGUGUUUUAAUGUUCCUAAGAUGUAACUAAAUGGUCUGCACUUAUAUAGCGACUUUUUAACCUUAGUGUUAUUCAAAGCGCUUUACACUGCGUCUUAUUCACCCAUUCACACACACACUCACACACCAAUGAUGGCAGAGCUGCCAUGUAAGGUGCUAGCCUGCCAUUGGGAGCAACUUGGGGUUCAGUGUCUUGCCCAAGGACACUUCGGCACGUGGAGUCGUGUGCGCCAGAAAUUACCCGCUCUACCACCUGAGCAACAGCCGCUUGUUUGUAAAAUGAGCAUUUGUUAUUUUUCAGGUUUAUCACAGAAUAUUGAUAAGAUGGAUUUUUUUGUGUCAUUGCUUCAGAAAUAAAUCAUGUAGUUACAGAUUCAGAAAUCUUUGAAAAGUCUUGAUUCGAGUGGAACGGCAUUUGAGUUGAAUGGAUUUGGGCCACUAUGGCAUUUAAUGUAUAUUUUCUAAGCUGCUGAGCCCAAUGUUGUGAGCUCAAUUGUUUUGAUUUAGCACCAUUGUAUUCUUUAGCAAGAUGCCCUGUGGAGAUUAUCUCUGUAAUAACAGUGUGCUGCCAAUUGUGAAAGCAUUUGCUAAAAAUAAUAAACACGUCCUCUUGUG
Messenger RNA from Xyrauchen texanus (razorback sucker), 5427 nucleotides. RefSeq names its product NACHT, LRR and PYD domains-containing protein 3-like. The transcript is spliced from 7 exons. The record is from RefSeq and is a predicted model, not a curated record. Bases 199 to 2673 code for a protein of 824 amino acids. Lineage: Eukaryota; Metazoa; Chordata; Actinopteri; Cypriniformes; Catostomidae.